Messenger RNA from Acromyrmex echinatior (Panamanian leafcutter ant), 1437 nucleotides. RefSeq names its product ras-related protein rapA. The record is from RefSeq and is a predicted model, not a curated record. Lineage: Eukaryota; Metazoa; Arthropoda; Insecta; Hymenoptera; Formicidae. Gene Ontology annotation, molecular function: GTPase activity; GTP binding.
UAUCGAAGUACCGGACAGAGCUGGCUCGUCCGCAUUGCCGUAUUCAUCUAUCAGUGUGUCACGUCUAGUUGGCGAAGCAAUUUAGGGAACGUACAUUCGGGGUCGGUAUUGUUAACUUUGCGACUCAAGAGUUUUGUCGGAGAAAUUAUUAUAAUUAUUAAUUUUUGGUGACCUUUUUUCCGCUCUUGGCACGAAGUUAAGAAGUUAAUUUUCACCUGUUAAACACCACUCUCUUUCUUUCGACGUGACUGUUUGCACAAGUUCUGUGGCACAAAUAAUGAAAGGGCGUCAUCAAUUUCGCCGUCGUUUUAGUCUACAACCUUCAGCACACUUAAAAGAAGGACAGGAGGAUGGAACAACAAAGAACGUCAGAAAUGAAAAACUAACGGAAUCGAACAGUGAUAGUGGAAAGUCGUCCGAAAGUUCAGUUCGGCAUAAAAUUGUAGUGAUGGGCGCAGCAAAAGUCGGCAAGUCUGCAAUCAUUAAUCAAUUCCUGUACAAUACUUUCACCCCAAAGUAUAAGCGAACUGUCGAAGAGAUGCAUCAUGGGAAUUUCAACGUUUCUGGAAUUCAUUUAUUACUCGAUAUCCUCGAUACGUCCGGUUGGUACGAAUUCCCUGCGAUGAGAGAGCUUUACAUCAAAUCGGCUGGCGCCUUUAUUUUAGUUUACGAUGUAAAUGAUUCAAAUACAUUUCUCGAGGUGAAAACACUCCGCGCCCAGAUACACAGCACAAAAGGAGAAGUUCCGAUUGUGGUCGUUGGCAACAAAAUCGAUCUUGUAAAAACAGAAAAAGAGGUGGAGACCGAAAGGACUAGAGAAUUUGUAACUACGACAUGGAAAAAUGGCUUUGUAGAAGUAUCUGCAAAGGACGACCUCAACAUCUCUCAAAUAUUUAAGGAACUUCUUAUCCAAGCGAAGUUGAAAUAUGAUUUGAGUCCGGCAUUACAACAUCGCCGUCGACAAUCUUUGCCGCCUCCACAACAUUCAAACUCGCGCAGCAGCAGCAGUACCCACGUGCCGUCCGCGACUCAGUUACAACAUUUGCAACAAGUUCAUGAGCGUUCCGAUUCCAAAAGGAAUUCCUGUAGUCUAUCGUAAAAUGAGAACUCUUUAAUAUUGUCGCGAAAUAUUUUUCUUGAUAAUACCGAAUUAGUUCAGUCCCGUGCAAUUAUCCAGUUAUUAUACAAUGUGUCAAGCGAUUAAUUGAUCCAAAUUUAUUUGAGGAUUACAAAUGUGAUAUGGACCUUGGAUCGGUCACACGAAAUUUGGAUAACUCGCGCAAAUCCGUGAAAAAUAUUCGAUAUUCACAAUAUCUACAAUUCGGUAUUUGUCCAUAAUGUUCUUUUGCUGUUUCGGAAUCUUUAACGCAUUAGAAAUACGAAUCAAACUUUCUAUGAAUAUUUAACGUUAGUUGGAAAACAUUUAAAAAUGCUAUU